This is a messenger RNA of Racocetra persica, 297 nucleotides long. The record is from the annotation of a GenBank genome assembly. NCBI's taxonomy places the organism in Eukaryota, Fungi, Glomeromycota, Glomeromycetes, Diversisporales, Gigasporaceae.
AUUCCAUCAAGAAGCUACACAAAGUCUCACAUUUCAGACUAUUUAUUUGAGUUCAUAUGGCGAUGGCAGAACAAAGAUAAUCUUUGGGAAAAUAUGUUGGAGUGUAUGAAAAAUACGGGAUAUUUUGAUGAGAAAGUAGACGAAACAGAUGAAGAGAAUGAAGAUGAAAAGGACAAAGAAGACAAAGAGAACGAAAAAGAGAGAAAUGGUAGAAAUAAAGAAGGAAGAAUAAAGAGAAAGAGGAGCAUGAGAAUGAGAAUGAUAAGAAUGAUGAAGAGGAGGAUGAAGAGGGGAUGA